Argentina anserina (silverweed cinquefoil) is the source of this 1725-nucleotide messenger RNA. Its product is annotated as transcription termination factor MTERF8, chloroplastic. Gene Ontology annotation, cellular component: mitochondrion. NCBI's taxonomy places the organism in Eukaryota, Viridiplantae, Streptophyta, Magnoliopsida, Rosales, Rosaceae. Gene Ontology annotation, molecular function: double-stranded DNA binding. The transcript has 2 exons. The coding region runs from base 1 to 1545 and encodes 514 amino acids. Gene Ontology annotation, biological process: regulation of DNA-templated transcription; mitochondrial ribosome assembly; mitochondrial transcription. The record is from RefSeq and is a predicted model, not a curated record.
AUGGUCUCUGCCUACGCUCUUUUCACACACCCUAUCCCCUCUUCUUCUUCUUCUUCUUCUUCCUCCUCCAUUGAUUCUCCAUUAUCGUACUCACUAACUCCACCAUCCUUUGCAACCUUCCGCAACCAUGAAUGGUCUUCUUCUCUACUAAAACUCGCUAAAACCCCAAGACCCCGACCAAACUCGUUACUGACCCAGCUGGGUCUCCUCCUCCCCAGUUCACAGUUUCUCCUCCAAUGCAGUUCCAAUCCAGUCACCGCCGACAUAGGGACGGUGUUCUCGCUGUUACAAGCAGUUGGAAUCGAUGACAAAGAGACAAAACAGCUGUUGGAGAAGAACCCGGCUUUGGUUUUUGCAUCAUUGGAUUCGUUACGAGCUCGGAUUGAGUGUUUCAAUUCAGUUGGGCUUGAUGGGCUUGUGCUUUCCAAUUUGAUCACCAAAUGUCCAAACUUGUUAACUGCUGAGGAGAUUGAUCCUUUUUUGAGCUUUGUCCGUCAUGAUUUGGAGGGCAACAUUGAGCCGGGGCAGCUGAAGAGGCUUUUCCGGGCAGCAGAUGUUAGAUUCUUGGCGGGAUUUGAUGACAAGGUUGGAUUGCUUCUUCGCCGCGGAGUUUCGGAUGAGAAGAUUGUUGAUGUUCUCAAUAAGGUGAAUUUGUACAAGGCAUUGUGUCUCAAGUCAGUUGAGGAGAUCGACAGGACUAUCACAUUCGUGAGCCGCUUUGGUGGGAUUGAUUUGAUUAUGAGGCGGCCAUCGUUACUGAACUAUGACUUGGAGACUCAGCUGGCUCCGAGAGUUGAGUUUCUGACUGAGGUUAGUGGUGGAGAUGAGAAUGCCACCGGGGUUUUGUUAGGUAAGCUCCCUGCGAUUUUGAGCUACACUGUGGAUCACACUAAAGGCCAUGUAGAGUUGUUGAGGUCGUUUGCUGGUUUAAGUGAUGAGCCGAUUUUCAAGAUAUUGCUUGUUUUCCCCAAUGUGGUUAGUGCCAGCAGGGAGAGGAAAAUGCGUCCGAGGAUUAAGUUUCUGAAGGAAUGUGGGUUGAGUUCGAAUGAUAUCUACAAGUUUUUGAUCAAGGCUCCAUUGUUUUUAGGCUUGUCGUUUGAAGACAACAUUGCAUAUAAGCUUGUGUUUUUGGUGAAGAUUGGGUACAGAUAUAGAACAAGGGACAUGGCAGCCGCAAUGGGAUCUGCCACCAGAACAAGCUCUGAUAAUUUGCAAAGGGUGAUUGAGUUGUUCUUGGGUUAUGGUUUUUCUUGUGCCGACAUUGUUGUCAUGAGCAGGAGGCAUCCUCAGAUACUACAGUACAGUCAUAGUGCUUUGGAGAAGAAGAUGCAGUACUUGAUUAAUGAUAUGGGUCGUGAAAUCGAAGAGUUAUUAGCCUUCCCCGCAUUCCUUGGUUACAAACUUGAUGACAGAAUUAAGGCCAGGUAUGAAGUGAAGAGGAAGAUUUUGGGGGAAGGAAUGUCACUGAAUAAGCUCUUAACUGUUUCAUCCGAGAGUUUUACUCCGAAAACUCCGGCAUAUGUAAUUGAUCUGAACGUGGAAUGAAAGUUCAGUUCAUUUAGCUGCCUCACUAUGACUUGUACCUUUUGCUUCACGAAGCACCAAUCAAUGUGUCUUUGAUUCUUUACGAUGUUGUUAUUUCAAUUUCUCCCACGGCCAUUCUUUGUUUUCUAUUGAUGUUAUGUUAGUUAGCAUUAGGAUACCAAGAACAAGAAAAAGAAGGAA